Dreissena polymorpha is the source of this 3051-nucleotide messenger RNA. RefSeq lists its product as uncharacterized. The record is from RefSeq and is a predicted model, not a curated record. The transcript is spliced from 4 exons. Bases 1 to 3051 code for a protein of 1016 amino acids. NCBI's taxonomy places the organism in Eukaryota, Metazoa, Mollusca, Bivalvia, Myida, Dreissenidae.
AUGACUUCUGAGGAAUCAGUGACUUCCAGGAAAGACUGGAUGACAACCAGGAAUAGAUUGGUGACAACUGGAGAGACAGUGGACAUCCAGGAGAGACUGGAAUUGGGUGAGGCCUAUACAGAGACAGCUCAGUGUGUUUGCGGGAAAAUCUGUAAGAAUGCCAGGGGUCUCAAGAUACACCGGUCUAGGAAGGGUUGUCAGCCUGAUCCGGAGCAGAGACAGUGCACAGACUUGUCUGGUGAGACACAGGAGGACCACAGCCAGGAAGAACACCACAGUGCUGAGGAUCUCCACGAAUCUGAGGUGGAACAGGUGGAUAAGCCUACAAGACCAGAACAUGAUCUUGGUAGCCAGGGCAGUCAUACAGAUGACAGACUAGAGCGCAUCAAAUGGCCAGCUAUGAACGAGAAACAGUGGAAGGAGGUUGAUGAGGAUGUAGAUGGCAUCGUGGAACAGGUGUUACUUGGAACAGUAGAAAGGAAACUGCGGAGUAUGUGUAGACUGAUAUAUGCAGUCGGGAAGGAAAGAUUUGGGGUGACACCAUCGGAAAGGAAGCAGACUACAGUCGCCAAGAACAGACGGCAGAUAGAAAUAGAGAAGUUGAGGAAGGACCUUCGCAACUUGGGGAACCAGUACAGACAGGCAUCAGAGCUAGAGAAAAUUGGUCUACAGGAACUACGAGACCACACCAGACGCAGACUUCAAGACCUGAGGAAAGCGGAAAGGAUACGAAAAGCCAGAAGGGAGAAGGCCAGACAAAGAUCACGAUUUCUUUCCAAUCCCUAUGGUUUUAGCAAGGAAAUCCUUGAAGAGAAGAAAGCGGGACAGCUGAAUUGUUCUAAAGAGGAGGUUGAAGAGCAUCUGAAGAACACGCACUCUGAUCAGGCGAGACAUAUGCGGAUGGAGGGACAUGAACGCAUAGCCCCAGUACCCAUGCUCAUUGUUGCAUUUACUGAGGGAGAACCAACCCUCAAGGAGGUCCAAGAUAUAAUCAAGAAGGCUAGAUCCAAGUCAGCACCAGGCCCAAAUGGAAUACCUUACAAGGUGUACAAGUCAUGCCCAAAACUGCUGAGACGGUUGUGGAAACUAUUGAAGGUGGUCUGGCGUAAAGGAGAUGUACCUGUGGAGUGGCAGCGAGCAGAAGGCAUCUUCGUCCCAAAGGAGGAGGUUUCCAAGGAUAUUGGACAGUUCCGGACAAUAUCAUUGUUGAAUGUGGAGGGCAAGAUCUUCAUGUCAGUGGUUGCCAGGCGUCUUACAACAUUCAUGACCAGUAAUGGGUACAUUGACACAUCAGCACAGAAGGGAGGUGUUCCAGGAUUCUCUGGCUGCAUUGAACACACAUGCGCUAUUAGCCAGUUAAUCAGGGAAGCUAAGAUCAACAAGACAGAUCUCACAGUUGUAUGGCUGGAUCUAGCAAAUGCGUAUGGCACGGUACCCCACCAGGUAAUAGAGUUUGCUCUGAAACACCACCAUGUACCAGAACAUAUUCAGAGCAUUGUCAGAAGCUACUACAGAAACAUCAACAUGCGCUUCACAACAAAGAACUUUACAACAUCCUGGAUACAGCUUCAGAAGGGGAUUGUAACCGGCUGCACAGUGUCAGUAGUACUGUUCAUCGCCGCUAUGAAUCUCAUCAUCAAAGCCGGAGACAGGGAGUCAAGGGGACCGAAGACCCAGACAAAUAUCAGACUUCCACCACAGAGGGGAUUUAUGGAUGAUCUGACUAUCACAACAGAGUCCCACAUACAAGCUCGAUGGAUCCUACCAGCCCUUGAAGAUGUUGUGUCAUGGGGCGAGGAUAUCCCAUCACUUAUUGACAACCCCGUCAAGUGCUUGGGUAAAUGGUUUGACACCACACUGGGUGAUAGCAGAAAUAACACAGAGCGCAUCAGGCAGCAACUGAGGAAUGGGCUUGCAAAGAUAGAGGGAACAGGCCUACCAGGGAAGUUCAAGGCAUGGCUUUUCCAGCAUGGCCUCCUGCCCCGUCUUCUGUGGCCACUAAUGUUGUAUGAGAUCCCAACAUCGACGGUUGAUAGCUUGGAAAGCAUGAUAAACAAGAGCCUGAGACGAUGGUUCGGACUUCCAUCAUGUAUGACAAGUAUUGGACUCUACAACAGAACCGGAAUGUUGCAGCUCCCUCUUUCAUCAAUUGUAGAGGAGUACAAAGUUAGUAAGGCAAGGCUCGUGUUGACCCUACGAGACUCUAGUGACAUGAGCAUUAGAAAUGCAGGGAUAGAGGUCAAAACUGGAAGAAGAUGGUCAGCAUCCAAUGCAGUUGAGCAGGCAGAGAGUCGACUGAGACAUCAAGACAUAUUCAUGAUCCGGGCAGUUUAUGAUGUCUUGCCAACACCGGCGAAUCUCCAGAGAUGGGGGCUGAUAGAAACAGCAGAAUGCACCCUAUGUGGAGGAAGAGCUACCCUGGACCACAUCUUGUCCUCGUGUAAGGAAGCACUUGCCCAGGGGAGAUACCGCUGGAGACAUGACCAGGUACUCCGAGAGGUAGCGGAUACACUUGAGAGACACAAGAAGAAGGCACGAGUACAUGCAGGGGCAAAGCACAUCAACUUUGUACCAGCAGGAACAGUAAUGAAGGGUACAAAGGGAGGACAUCCGAGUAUCCUAGACGGCACAAAUGACUUGGAACUACGGGCAGAUCUUAUGAAACAGCUGCAGUUUCCAGACAUUGUCCACACUACCCUACGCCCAGACAUUGUGAUGGUCUCCGGAAAGACAAAGAAGAUCAUCCUGGUAGAGCUGACUGUCCCGUGGGAAGAAAGAUGUACUCAGGCACAUGAGAGAAAGAAGGCCAAGUAUGAAGAUCUCGUCCAGGAAUGUAGAGAGGCCGGGUGGAGAGCAUGGAACUACCCGAUUGAAGUGGGAUGCAGAGGGUUUCCUGCACCAUCGCUGGGAAAGAUGUUCCAGGAUAUGGGAAUAGACGGACAGGCGACAAAGCUGGCCAUUAAGAAGGUAUCACAGGCAGCAGAAAAAAGCUCCAGCUGGCUGUGGCUAAGGAGGAACGCCAGUAGCUGGAAGCCAUCCACUAAUGGGUAG